GCCAUCUCUCCCCUCGAUCGCCCAGCACCCCGCUAUGCAAGUCGCCGGAGCCACGGUCAUCAUCACCGGAGCCGCCUCGGGCUUUGGAAAGGCGCUCGCCCAGCGACUCUUCAAGAAAGGCGCCAACUUGCUCCUGACAGACAUCUCACCGGUGCAGUUCGAGCCCGGAGACAUGAUCUCAGCCGGGAGCAACAGGUUUGUUUCUGUCCGAGCCAACGUAUGCAAUGCCGACGAGAUGCGUCACGCCUUCCAGCGCGCCCUGAGCGAGUUUGGCCGCAUUGAUAUUGUAGUGAACAACGCCGGCAUUGCCGAGACUUUGCCGUUCACCAAGCCCGAUGAAGCAAGCAGAUGGAAGCAAGUCAUUGAUGUCGACUUGUCAGCCGUGGUCCUCGGAACCAAGCUUGCACUCAUGCACCUGCUGGAUCGCCAGCAGCCGGGUAUUAUCAUCAACGUCGCCUCGCUUGCGGGCCUGUAUCCUCAGUUCUUCCAGCCAGUCUACGCCGCCGCCAAGGGAGGUGUCGUUCACUUCACUCGUUCAUUGGCUCCAUAUAACGACGAAGGCAUUCGCGUUGUGGCCCUGUGUCCCUCAUUUUCACCAACACCGCUCCUGAGCCAAGUUGGUCCCGAUGGAAGAGAAAGCCAGCUGAAGCCCGAGGGCCUGGUUCCCAUUGAACUGGUCAUCGAUGCCUUCAUUGUCAUCAUCGAGAACGACAAGGUGAAAGGAGGCUCGUGUGUCCGCGUCACCCCGCAGUUCGGCAUCGAUCUCUACGGCAUCAAAGGCCGAUCCAAGUUGUAACGGCGCUCUGACGUAUAUGGUGCCUGAGUCGCGGUAGACUCCAUCUGAGUCGCGGUAGACUCCAUCGAUGCAAUGAUUUAUUUGCUGUCCAAUCGACUCGCUGACUUUCAAAUAAAGCAAGAACGUUGAUUCCAGAAGACCGCAUUUUGUACCGGACUACGACUGAGCG
Polychytrium aggregatum is the source of this 965-nucleotide messenger RNA. RefSeq lists its product as uncharacterized. The transcript has 6 exons. The record is from RefSeq and is a predicted model, not a curated record. NCBI's taxonomy places the organism in Eukaryota, Fungi, Chytridiomycota, Chytridiomycetes, Polychytriales. The coding region runs from base 35 to 796 and encodes 253 amino acids. Gene Ontology annotation, cellular component: cytoplasm. Gene Ontology annotation, molecular function: oxidoreductase activity, acting on the CH-OH group of donors, NAD or NADP as acceptor.